AUGGAUCCGAGCUACAAAGCUCGCAAGGAGGCAUUCGUGUCAAACCUUGCUGGAAGCACAAUUCUUGAAAUCAAUGCAGUCACUCUCGUUGCCUCAACAUCUGUCCUUCUCUGGUCAGCUCUUCAAUCCCGAUUGUCCUUUUUUACACCCUACGGGCCUGCGGCACUCGUCACGGAUUUCCUUCUCAAUGUUCUGGCCAUCUUGUUCGCGACAACAGCAUACUCCUCGGCGCCGCUCCUCCUCAACGUCUUCCUCGUCUCCCCCGCCGAAGAAUCCCUGCUACCCGUCCACCCAUUCUUGACGACAUAUCGCGCAGCCAUGAUGAUCGUCACCUGUGUUGCUAUUUUGGCUGUCGAUUUUCGUGCUUUUCCUCGCCGUUUCGCCAAGGUUGAGAACUGGGGAACUUCUCUGAUGGACUUGGGGGUUGGAUCUUUCGUUUUCUCCGCUGGAGUUGUUUCUGCACGAGCGGUUCUCAAAGGCCGCAACUCGAAAUCUCCCAAAGUAGCCUUGCAUAAAAGACUGAUUGGCUCGGCUCGUCACUCCAUCCCCUUACUUGUACUGGGUCUCAUCCGUCUAUGGAGUGUAAAGGGCUUGGACUAUGCGGAACAUGUGACGGAAUAUGGCGUGCACUGGAACUUCUUCUUUACACUUGGCUUCUUGCCUCCUUUUGUGGAGCUUUUCGAUUCUUUGACUACAUUGGUUCCCUCCUACGAGGCACUUGCACUUGGCACUGCGGUCCUUUACCAAGUUGCUUUGGAGUCGACCGAUCUUAAGGGAUACAUUCUCGUGUCUCCUCGAGGACCAGAUCUGUUGUCUAAGAACCGUGAGGGUGUCUUCUCCUUUAUUGGGUACUUUGCAAUCUUCCUCGCGGGACGUGGUGUUGGAAUCCGCAUCAUUCCGCGUGGAACAUCGGCAACCAAAUCGCCUCAGCAGGCACGGAGAUCUAUCCUGGCAAGCUUGGUUCUGCAAGCUCUAUUCUGGUCGACCUUGUUCUUCUUCAACUCCACCUACGCCUUUGGCUACGGCGCCAAUAUUCCUGUGUCGCGUCGACUGGCUAAUAUGCCGUAUGUCCUCUGGGUGUCAGCAUUCAACAGCGCACAGCUAUUCCUGUUCUGUUUGACCGAGACUGUGUUCUUCCCGGCGGUCCACCGGGCCACCAGCAAGGAUGGCGAAGUAGAGCAGACUUCCUUCGCGACCAGUCGUAUUCUACACGCCUUCAACCGAGGGGGCCUUGGGCUUUUCUUGAUUGCGAACUUGCUUACUGGAGCAGUGAACCUGAGCGUUCCUACUCUGGAUCUCAAUACCCCACAAGCCAUGGGGAUUCUGAUUGUCUAUGCAGCAGUGCUCACUGGGGCUGCCUUGGGCAUGGACAAGUACAACAUUAAGCUGAGUCUGUAG
Molecule: messenger RNA, 1398 nt
Organism: Penicillium canescens
Lineage: Eukaryota; Fungi; Ascomycota; Eurotiomycetes; Eurotiales; Aspergillaceae
Gene: gwt1
Product: putative GPI anchor biosynthesis protein Gwt1
Exons: 3
Coding region: 1-1398 (465 amino acids)
Biological process (GO): protein localization to plasma membrane; GPI anchor biosynthetic process
Cellular component (GO): membrane; endoplasmic reticulum
Molecular function (GO): glucosaminyl-phosphatidylinositol O-acyltransferase activity
Source: RefSeq, a predicted model, not a curated record